Messenger RNA from Salmo salar (Atlantic salmon), 2374 nucleotides. RefSeq names its product phospholipid phosphatase 3. The record is from RefSeq and is a predicted model, not a curated record. Gene Ontology annotation, molecular function: phosphatidate phosphatase activity. Gene Ontology annotation, cellular component: plasma membrane. Gene Ontology annotation, biological process: phospholipid metabolic process; phospholipid dephosphorylation; signal transduction. NCBI's taxonomy places the organism in Eukaryota, Metazoa, Chordata, Actinopteri, Salmoniformes, Salmonidae.
GGGAAUGAGGGAACCAAAACAAGUUUUUCACCAACGUGCUGGUUUUUCUUUUUUUAUAUUGAUAAGAGGACGGAGAGAGAGAGCGAGAGAGAGAGAAUAGCAUAUGGGGUGGGAAUGAGAGAACCGAAACAUACUGUAUGUUCAUUAGUAGGCCUGUAAAGUUGGGAGAUAAAGAUAGAAAACAAAUGAGACGGUCUACCGCCGCGACGCCCAUCCCCGUAAUGUCUCAUCCCUGAACGUUUCACAACUACCGGUUGACUGCGGCUGGAAUUGUGACGGAUCGACGCACUGAGCAUGUCAGGGCGAGUUUUAUAGAAAUGCGUUUGGAAAUAAAAUCAGUAACAAAAACGUCUUUCAAAAUCAUUUGGGGAUGUUCGACUCACGAGGAUGCUUGAAGGAAUUUGAUUUUCCACUUUGACAACUCUAAACUGUUUGGAUGAAUUCUAUUUUUCAAGACUUCCAAGUUCGCCACAGGUCUCUAUCACAGCCCAACUUGUUGCUAUUGAAAUUAUAUCUAGCUCAAAUACAGUUGUAGGUCUAUGUCACUCAUCUUUCUUAGUUUGAACAACGGUCAAUAUUGAAUUAAACGUUUAACCACUAACUGGAUAAAACGAGAAGAUGUUGGAGAAAUAUUCCCGGCACAGCCCCGGAGGCGCGCCCGUCCCGAACACGGACCUGCAACUCAAACUACCCGAGAGCAACGUGGGUACCGGAGGCCAAGAGAAAGAUAACGGGUCUGGGCAGAAACUGGUGGAGAUAACGGGACCGGCGCUGUCCAAACGGAAACUACUGGUCGGUCUGGACCUGCUCUGUCUGGUUCUGGCCUCCAUCCCGUUCUUGGUGUGUGAGCUGAAGGCAGUGAGUCCAUAUAGCAGAGGGUUUUUCUGUGGUGAUCCCAGCAUCAUGUAUCCAUACCUACACAGAGAGGCUAUACCAGAUCAGCUGCUCAUUACUGGUGGGAUCAUCAUCACCGGACUCACUAUAGCUUUAGGGGAGUGUUACCGGGUGCAUUACCGAGGGGUCAGCUCCAAAGCCUUCGUCAGGAACCUCUACGUCUCAUGCCUGUAUAAGGAGUUAGGUUCCUUCCUGUUCGGCUGCUGCGUCGGCCAAUCCCUGACCAACAUGGCCAAGCUGAGCGUGGGGCGGCUGCGACCUCACUUCCUGUCUGUGUGCGGCGUCUCGUACGCCUCGCUCAACUGCACCCUCGGAACCUACGUCUCCACGGUAACCUGCAGAAAGACAGACCACCGAUUGGAGGAGGAGGCCAGGAAAUCAUUCUUCUCUGGUCAUGCUUCGUUUGCAAUGUACACCAUGCUGUAUCUAGCAUUCUACCUCCAAGCCAGGUGGUGUUGGCGAGGGGCCAGGUUACUCAGACCCCUCAUACAGUUCUUCCUGGUUCUACUAGCUGUGUAUACAGGCCUGACUAGGAUAUCUGACUAUCGACAUCAUCCCUCUGAUGUCAUCACUGGCUACAUACAGGGAGCCUUGACUGCCUACUGGGUGGCCUUCCACGUCUCCUCCAUGUUUAAAGACUACAACUCUACCCUCUCUCCUAGCCUGGACAACCCCCCAUCACCACACCUCCUCCAUGUUUAAAGACUACAACUCUACCCUCUCUCCUAGCCUGGACAACCCCCCAUCACCACACCUCCUCCAUGUUUAAAGACUACAACUCUACCCUCUCUCCUAGCCUGGACAACCCCCUGUCACCACACCUCCUCCAUGUUUAAAGACUACAACUCUACCCUCUCUCCUAGCCUGGACAACCCCCCAUCACCACACCUCCUCCAUGUUUAAAGACUACAACUCUACCCUCUCUCCUAGCCUGGACAACCCCCCAUCACCACACCUCCUCCAUGUUUAAAGACUACAACUCUACCCUCUCUCCUAGCCUGGACAACCCCCUGUCACCACACCUCCUCCAUGUUUAAAGACUACAACUCUACCCUCUCUCCUAGCCUGGACAACCCCCUGUCACCACACCUCCUCCAUGUUUAAAGACUACAACUCUACCCUCUCUCCUAGCCUGGACAACCCCCCAUCACCACACCUCCUCCAUGUUUAAAGACUACAACUCUACCCUCUCUCCUAGCCUGGACAACCCCCCAUCACCACACCUCCUCCAUGUUUAAAGACUACAACUCUACCCUCUCUCCUAGCGUGGACAACCCCUGUCACCACACCGUCUGUUAGGGGAUAGGUCUGUGUGUGUUUCUGUGUUAGUGAAGUGUUUCAGAACAAGUCCUGUGAAGUCACUUACCUCAGUAUUCUGUGGGAGAGAGAUUAAGAGAAAGAAAGGGAGACGGGAGAAAAAAGAGGGAGAGAGGAUAGUGGGAGAGAAAGAGAAGGGGAGACAGAGACACAGAGAGAGAUG